CCCCACACCAUUUAGUAUUCCCACUCCUCACUUCCUCUGUUUUCCCAUCGUCUCCCCCUCAGACCGGCCAGAGAAGAAGUAAUCUUUUUCUGGCCACUUACAAAGCAUUGCAUUGAUGUUUAAUUCAACAUAAAGGAUCGCAGUGUGUUUUCUGACAACCCUGCUCCUUUUCCCCAUUCGUUUUUGCGUCUCACAGAAGCAAAAUCAAAAGAAAUAUUCUUGCGCUUUUCGCAAAGCGCUAUAUAUACCCUAUCAACAGAUCUCGAUUUUCCGCACUCAAAAAAACAGAGGAAUCAAAAUGGAACGCCUCUCCGUCCACAACGACAUGGCGGAGCAAUUCCAGAUCAUUUGGGGGCAGAUCAAGGCGCCGCUAAUCGUGCCGCUGCUCAACAUGGCGGUGUUCCUCUGCUUGGCAAUGUCAGUCAUGCUGUUCGUCGAGAGGGUUUACAUGGCCGUCGUCAUCACUCUCGUCAAAAUCUUCGGCCGCAAAGCCGAUAAGAGAUACAAAUGGGAGUCAAUGAAGGACGAUUUGGAGCUCGGCAACUCCUCCUACCCGAUGGUCCUCGUCCAAAUCCCUAUGUACAACGAAAGAGAGGUUUAUCAGCUCUCCAUCGGAGCUGCAUGCGGCCUAUCCUGGCCGUCGGAUCGAAUCAUAGUCCAAGUUCUCGACGAUUCAACCGACCCCACCAUCAAGACUAUGGUGGAAAUGGAGUGCCAGAGAUGGGCGAGCAAAGGGAUAAACAUCAAAUACGAAAUCCGCGACAACAGAAACGGUUACAAGGCAGGGGCUCUUAAAGAAGGCCUCAAACAUUCCUACGUUAAACAGUGCGAUUACGUGGCAAUAUUCGACGCUGAUUUCCAACCGGAACCCGAUUUCCUGUGGCGAACCAUCCCUUUCCUCGUCCACAACCCCGAACUCGCCCUCGUCCAAGCUCGCUGGAAAUUCGUUAAUGCCAACGAAUGCUUGAUGACGAGAAUGCAAGAAAUGUCGCUCGACUACCAUUUCACAGUGGAACAAGAAGUAGGCUCAUCCACCUAUUCUUUCUUUGGAUUCAAUGGGACUGCUGGUGUGUGGAGGAUUGCUGCAAUCGAGGAGGCGGGGGGAUGGAAAGAUCGUACAACGGUUGAGGAUAUGGACUUGGCCGUUCGUGCUAGUCUUAAAGGAUGGAAAUUCUUGUAUCUUGGCUCUCUAGAGGUGAAAAACGAGUUGCCUAGCACGUUCAAGGCGUAUAGAUACCAACAACAUCGUUGGUCGUGUGGCCCCGCAAAUUUGUUCAGGAAGAUGUUGUCUGAGAUCAUAAGAAACAAGAAAGUGUCAUUGUGGAAGAAGGUUCAUGUCAUAUACAGUUUCUUCUUCAUAAGGAAGAUAGUAGCCCAUAUAGUAACGUUCGUGUUCUACUGUGUCGUGCUACCUGCUACCGUGUUGGUACCCGAAGUUCAGAUUCCGAAAUGGGGUGCAGUUUACAUUCCUUCCAUCAUCACCCUCCUCAACGCAGUUGGAACUCCGAGGUCACUCCAUUUGCUUGUUUUCUGGAUCCUCUUCGAGAACGUGAUGUCACUGCACCGCGCCAAGGCCACCUUGAUCGGGUUGCUUGAGGCGGGGAGAGUGAAUGAGUGGAUUGUCACUGAAAAACUUGGCGAUGCACUUAAGUUCAAAUCUGCACUCAAAGCUUUCAAGAAACCUCGGUUUAGGAUUGGAGAUAGAAUCCAUUUGUUAGAGCUUGCUAUUGGUUGCUACCUCUUCUUUUGCGGCUGCUAUGACGUUGCAUUUGGGAAAAACCACUUCUUCAUAUACCUCUUUAUCCAGGCAACAGCCUUCUUCAUCAUGGGAUUUGGCUAUAUUGGCACCUUCGUCCCUUCUUGAGGAGGAACUUCUCGUUGCUUGCUUCGAUUAGUGUUUUGCUAAAUUUGGAAGCAUGAUGCAGUCUUGGUUCCCUUUCUCCUCUUUUUUUUGCUCUUGUAUACUGCUCUUUUUUUACAUGUAGAAAGUGAGUGUAUUCUUUUAGGUUUAAGCAUAAGAGUUGGAGCUCAGGGUUGUUGUGGAUUUUGUUUUUUCAUGUGUAUAUUAUAAAGUUGGAUCACUGAAAAUUGAAAUUAUCAUUGGUUUUCUGUAUCAA
This is a messenger RNA of Salvia hispanica, 2117 nucleotides long. Its product is annotated as glucomannan 4-beta-mannosyltransferase 9-like. Gene Ontology annotation, cellular component: Golgi apparatus. Gene Ontology annotation, molecular function: mannan synthase activity. Lineage: Eukaryota; Viridiplantae; Streptophyta; Magnoliopsida; Lamiales; Lamiaceae. The record is from RefSeq and is a predicted model, not a curated record.